Molecule: messenger RNA, 2842 nt
Organism: Magnolia sinica
Lineage: Eukaryota; Viridiplantae; Streptophyta; Magnoliopsida; Magnoliales; Magnoliaceae
Product: transcription factor BHLH42
Exons: 9
Coding region: 289-2379 (696 amino acids)
Molecular function (GO): protein dimerization activity
Source: RefSeq, a predicted model, not a curated record
CGACGCUAACAACCUUGCCGUCAAUCAUCCCUUUGAAUUUUGGGACUCUUCAUAUCAGGAAGAAAGGAUCUACAAAAGGGUCUUCUCCAUAGUUGAAUUUUGGGUUGUACACACACAAGGGGAGAGAGAGUGUGUGAGCGAGAGAGAGAGGCUAAUUUACAUGUAUAUGUACAUGGAUCGUGUAAUGGUCCAUAGUACAAAAAACAUACGUACUGUUUUUAUGGAGAAUUAGAAGAAAUCAAGGAGGAGGAGGAAGAAGAAGAAGAAGAAGAAGGUGGUCUGGUGUAGAUGGCAUCCCCGCCGAGCAAUCGGCUACAACAUAUGCUACAGGCAGCCGUGCAGGGCGUUCAAUGGACUUAUAGCCUCUUUUGGCAACUCUGCCCACAACAAGGGAUUCUGGUUUGGGGAGAUGGGUAUUACAACGGCGCUAUUAAGACAAGGAAGACAGUGCAGCCCAUGGAAGUGAGCACGGAAGAGGCUUCCCUGCAGAGGAGCCAACAACUGAGAGAGCUGUACGAUUCGUUAUCAGCUGGGGAAACUAACCAACCAGCCCGCCGACCAUGCGCUGCACUCUCUCCAGAGGAUCUAACGGAGUCAGAAUGGUUCUACCUUAUGUGCGUCUCUUUCUCUUUUCCUCCUGGUGUCGGGUUACCAGGAAAGGCAUAUUCAAGGCGUCACCAUGUGUGGCUCACCGGUGCAAAUGAGGCUGAUAGCAAACUCUUCUCUAGGGCAAUACUUGCUAAGAGUGCUCGGAUCCAGACUGUAGUAUGUAUUCCUCUCAUGGAUGGCGUCCUUGAACUUGGCACAACAGAGAGGGUUCAAGAGGACUUGGGGUUGAUCCAACAUGCUAAGAGCUUCUUCACAGACCACCAAAACCAGCAACAACUCCCCAAGCCUGCACUCUCUGAACAAUCCACAUCCAACCCCACCUCCUCUUCCGACCGGCCUUGCUUACACUCUCCACCCCUCCCAACCAUGUUCGCAAUAGCCAACCCACAACCCAAACAAGAUGAACCCAACCAAGAAGAAGAAGACGAUGACGACGACGAUGAUGAUGAUGAAGCUGAUUCAGACUCAGAAGCUGAAAUAGGCAGAACCCACAUGAAUUUCGGGAUAAACCCUGUCCACAUGUGUGGACAAAUCCCUCAUGUUAUGUCCACAACACAGAUAAUAGCUGAGCCGAGUGAGCUAAUGCAACUGGAGAUGUCAGAGGACAUUCGGAUAGGCUCCCCAGAUGACUGCUCUAACAACAUAGAUUCUGAGCCACAUGUGCUUGCUGCAAGCCACUCUGUCGGUCAAGCUGACCAACCAUGUCUUAUUGAUUCCUAUCGCGCCGAGUCGGCUCGGGCUUGGCCAUCCCUCCCUGAUGAGCUCAACAACACCCUUCCACCUUCAGGAUCUCCACAAAUCCAUGACUUGCCGCAAGAAGACACACACUAUUCACAAACGGUAUCUGCAAUUCUACAACUGAAUUGUGGCCGUUGGACUAAUUCUUCAUCAAACGGUUACUUUGAUUAUUCACAACAAUCGGCAUUCUCUAAGUGGAGCGGCAAAAAUAAUCACCUCCUCUGUCUACCUCUAGAAGGGACUUCCCAGUGGCGUCUAAAAUACAUUCUCUUCACAGUUCCCUUCCUUCAUAACAAGUACAGAGAUGAGAAUUCACCAAAAUCUCGAGAUGGUGACAAUGGAAGCCGGUUUCGGAAGAGCACGCCUCAAGACGAAUUGAGUGCAAACCAUGUUCUUGCUGAGCGACGUAGGAGAGAGAAGCUAAAUGAGCGGUUCAUAAUCCUUCGCUCCUUAGUCCCAUUCGUCACCAAGAUGGAUAAGGCUUCUAUCUUGGGUGACACAAUCGAAUAUGUAAAGCAACUACGUAAGAGAAUACAAGAUCUCGAAUCACGAAAUCGGUCAAAUGAAAGCAAUCAAAGGUUGAAGGAGAUGGAGUUACAAAAGUUGAACAAUUCAAAAGAGCAAAGCAUCCUAAUAAAUACCAACUUGACUAAGUCCAAUGCAUCUCAAAACUCAAGUGGGGACCGAAGUCGAAGUCCGAUUAUGGAGAAGAGGAAAAUGAGAGUAGUUGAAGGAACAGGGAGUGCAAAGACGAAAGCAGUUGAUGCGACAUUCAAUAAUACUGUUCAGGUCUCUAUAAUUGAGAGAGACGCUCUGUUGGAGUUCCAGUGCCCAUACAGGGAUGGGCUGCUUCUUGAGAUCAUGCAGACACUUUCUGAACUCAGGUUAGAGAUUACUGCCGUCCAGUCUUCUUCAACUAAUGGCAUUUUCAUCACGGAAAUACGAGCUAAGGUGAAAGAUAGAAUUAAUGGAAAGAAAGCUAGUAUUAUGGAAGUAAAGAAGGCAAUUCAUCAAAUCAUCCCCCAUUACUGAUAUGGUUGGUAUAAUUUUUCUAAUCAUAAUAAGAGGAUUAUUUUUCCACACGGGAGAGAAAUUCAUCAUUAUCUUUGACCCGAAUUGUCAGUUUAUGCAUCAUUGAUCAAGGUUUAAAAUUGGUGUAUCGGGUACAUAAUAUUCACUGCCGAUAUAGUCUCGUAUCAUCAUGUGACACCCCUUAUUGGGCUAUUUCAGGCUAAUACGAGGAUGAUAUAGUCAUAUCAUUCACGGGCAAUAACAGUAUCUAUCAUGGGAUAUGUACCCUUUUUUUAUGAUACUUAAUACCUUGUCACUGACUAGAUGUAUUGUAAAUAAUUAUUGUUGAAACAAAGUUCACUCUAUGACCAAUAAGGUAUUGUAAAAUCAUAGUCUGUAAGUAUAACAUUUCAUAUUAAUUGUACCAUCUAUGUAUAAAGAGAACAUAUGAAGGGACAUUUCCAUCAUAAUGUCAUUGUUGUAA